AUGGACGCCCCCCGCGAAGAGUCGGACGGCGAGGAGGACAUGCCCGACUACCGCGUGCUUGCGGCGCUUGCGCAGCGGCACAAGGCAGGCGCCGGCGACGCGCCCUCGAUCCCCAAGCGCGGCGAAAAAGACUUUGAGCCGACCGGCUUUGGCGGGCAGAACAAGGCGCUGGGCCAGAGCCGUGCGGCGCUUUUUUCGGCGAUCAGCACGGAGCGCGCGCACUCGAGCAAGACGCUGAGCACUGCGACGUGGGACCCGGUGUUUGAACGCGCGUUUGUGCACACGCAGCGCGGCCAGUCGUGCACGCACGUAGGCGUGACCGAGCGGCGUCGCGUGGGCGAAAAAACGGCGACGCACCUCGAGCUCUUUCCGGAGGAGGCCGUGUACCUCGUGGAGCGCGGCGCGCUCGACUGCCGCAUGACGCGCACCCCCGGCUGCGUGCCGAGCGAGGAUGCGCACGCAGAAUGUAUACCCCUGAGCGCCGCCCAGGCCUAUGCGCAGCUCCUGGGCCGCGACGGCAGCACGCUUGCGCGCUACCAGAUCUAUGCGUACCUCAAGCGCCUCGGCUACAUUGUGCAGCGUGCAGACCAGAUCGAUCGCUUGCGCAAGGGGCCCGACGCGCCACCGCCGCGGUACGCGCGCCAGCGGCGGCUGCUGCAGACGCUCUAUGGCUGCCUGCUGGCGGUGCUGUGCAAGCUCUACGCACCGCUGCGGUACCUUUUGCGCCUCGUGCAGAAGCGCCUGCGCAUGCGUGCCUCGCCGCGUGGCCUGCUCGGCAUCUCGGCGCACGACUCGUUCGACCGCGUGUUUGACACGCUCCAGAUCGUCCCGACCGGCGCCGCGCACGCGUCGGGCAACGCGGCGCUGCGCCCCUUUUUCUACGCGUGGCGCCCGGCGACGCACUACAAGCGCACCGACCCGCCCCCCCCCGAGUUCCGCAUCGUGGUGCUGGAGACAGAUGCGCAUCCGAUGCUGCGUCUCGGCGACUUUGAGACGCUCUUUUCGCACAUCCCCCUGCCGGCCGCCGACGCGUCGCUUGCGAGUGCGGACGACAAGCGCCUCCAAGAGAUCCGCGAGCAGAACCGGCGUGCGUACGGCAAGCAGCGGCGGCCUUUGCGCCGCGCGCCGUCGUCGCGGCCCGCGCACGUCGCCUCGCUCCUUGGCCGUGUGUUGGCGCUGAUCCGUAUGCUUGGCGCGGUGUUGCUGCGUGUUGCGCGGCGAUGCGGCGUGGCGCGCCGCGCGCCGUACCGCCCCCCCGGCAACGUCUACCUCCCGCUCAAGAGCGGGCGGCGGAACGUCGUGGUGGCGAUUGUCGACCAAGGCACCAUGUCCCUGCUGCGGUUUGGCGAAGCGGAAUUUACAGAGUGGCGCCUUGCCGGCGCCCCGAACUAG
Molecule: messenger RNA, 1392 nt
Organism: Malassezia japonica
Lineage: Eukaryota; Fungi; Basidiomycota; Malasseziomycetes; Malasseziales; Malasseziaceae
Gene: SEN54
Product: tRNA-splicing endonuclease subunit sen54
Exons: 1
Coding region: 1-1392 (463 amino acids)
Biological process (GO): tRNA-type intron splice site recognition and cleavage
Cellular component (GO): tRNA-intron endonuclease complex
Source: RefSeq, a predicted model, not a curated record